CCUUGUUGCGGUUAUUGUGCAACGAAAAUGACGAGGAGAAGAACAGUUGCGGGCAGCUUUAUCGCUCUUAUCGCUUACAUCGAACUUGAAACCUUGAAACCACAUGCUUGAAACCGGCUGGGCGAGACAUCGGGCGAGACAGUUUACGAUUGAUUGAUAAGAUUAAUGACACUCGAAAGAGAGGUGACCAGAGACGUCGGUUUGAGUUCAGGAUUCGCUUGGUCAUUCAACGAGUAGAGUCUCUCUGGUGCAGAUAUUGAACCAUAGUAAAGACCUUGAGGAUGGCAUCCCCUUACACGAAGUACCAAUCUCCUCUGUCCGCUCGUUAUGCGAGCCCUGAAAUGUCCUUCGUGUGGAGCGAACAAAAGAAGUUCUCUACAUGGAGACGACUCUGGGUUUUCUUGGCUAAAGCGGAAAAGUCUCUGGGCAUUGGAAUAACAGAUGAGCAGAUCCAUGAGAUGGAAGCCAACAUCGACAAUGUCGAUUUUGCGGCAGCUGUCGAGGAAGAACGUCUCACUCGGCAUGACGUGAUGGCACAUGUGCACGUGUAUGCCAAACUCUGUCCUCGUGCAGCACCCAUAAUCCACCUCGGAGCCACAUCUUGCUACGUCGGUGAUAAUACUGAUCUUAUCCUAUUGAAAGAGAGCUUUCAGAUAGUGCUUCCUAAAGUUGCUCGCUGUGUUCAAAGAUUGUCAAAGUUUGCUACUAAACAUGCCAGCCUUCCCACGCUUGGGUUCACACAUUUCCAGCCCGCUCAGCUGACAACAGUGGGAAAGCGUGCCUGCUUGUGGAUACAGGACCUCUUGAUGGACCUGCGCAACCUCCAAAGGGCAAGAGAUGACCUGCGCUUCCGUGGCGUCAAGGGCACAACAGGCACUCAAGCCAGCUUCUUGCAGCUCUUCGAAGGUGACAACGCGAAAGUGGAGAAGCUCGAUGAACUGGUCACCAAGAUGGCAGGUUUUGAAAAGAGCUUUAUUAUCUGUGGACAGACAUAUUCGAGGAAAGUGGAUGUAGAUUGCCUUUCAGCACUGGCCAGUCUUGGCAGCUCUGUGCAUAAGAUCUGCACCGACCUACGGCUGCUUGCCCACAUGAAGGAAGUGGAAGAGCCCUUUGAAAAGACCCAGAUUGGUUCAUCUGCAAUGCCAUACAAACGCAACCCAAUGAGGUGCGAACGAUGUUGUUCCCUCGCACGCCAUCUCAUGGCACUUGUGGCUGACCCAUUGGCAACACAUUCCACACAAUGGAUGGAGCGCACCCUCGACGACAGUGCUAACAGACGUAUCAGUUUGUCCGAAGCAUUCUUGACAACAGAUAUCCUCCUCAACACCCUGCAAAACGUCACCGAAGGCUUGGUGGUGUACCCCGAGGUGAUAGCGCAGCACUUGCGUGAAGAGUUGCCCUUCAUGGCCACGGAGACUAUCCUGGUGGAGAUGGUCAAGGCUGGAGGAAAUAGACAGGACUGCCACGAACGCAUUCGCGUUCUCUCGCAUGAGGCUGCUGCCCAAGUAAAAGAGCAUGGCAGGCCAAAUGACCUGGUUGAACGCAUUCGGCAAGACGCCUACUUUGCGCCUAUUCACAAACGCCUAGAUGCACUUCUUGACCCAAAGACCUUCGUAGGCCGAGCGCCUCAACAGGUGAAGCAGUUUAUUCAAAGUGAAGUUGCAGAAGCCCUGGAGCCCUACAAGGACCAACUGGGUGUAGAGGCAAAUGUUAAUAUUUGAGCUCCAUGGAAAAUUUAGAUUCAACGAGGCAAUGAUGGCCAAUAAUAUAUUCAUAUUUGUAUCCUGUUAUAGCUUUCAAUUACAGAGCUUUCUCUACAGUUUUUAAAUUUUACCUGAUCUAUUUCCAAUGACCAUUAAAAACAUUUUUCAACAUUUGA
Messenger RNA from Ornithodoros turicata, 1879 nucleotides. It is a transcript of the gene Adsl, whose product is annotated as adenylosuccinate lyase-like. Gene Ontology annotation, cellular component: cytosol. Gene Ontology annotation, molecular function: (S)-2-(5-amino-1-(5-phospho-D-ribosyl)imidazole-4-carboxamido) succinate lyase (fumarate-forming) activity; N6-(1,2-dicarboxyethyl)AMP AMP-lyase (fumarate-forming) activity. Gene Ontology annotation, biological process: 'de novo' AMP biosynthetic process. The transcript has 11 exons. The coding region runs from base 282 to 1721 and encodes 479 amino acids. NCBI's taxonomy places the organism in Eukaryota, Metazoa, Arthropoda, Arachnida, Ixodida, Argasidae. The record is from RefSeq and is a predicted model, not a curated record.